CUGAUCCGUUCAUAGAUCGGGGGUUUCCGGGGGCUGCGAACAGACAGACUGCCGGGGACAGGCGGACAGGCACAGCGGCAACUGCAUCGGGGCUCGCUCAUCAUGAAUUGCCUUUGGACUCUGGGAUCCCUUGUGGCCCUGGAUGUUACCACCGUGUACUUUCUGGGGUUUAACGAACCCCAAAUAAUGGCCCUGGCACACUGGGUCUGGGUAGUAGGCCUUUUAAGACUAUUCGUAUUGACCCUUGGGAAGCACGUGUUCGGCUGCUGCUCCAAACUCCCCUGGUGGCUUCAGGGAGACCCAAUUCCAGUGCCACACGUUGUCCUAAGUUUCCUUAUCCCGACAUGCGCCGCCGCGUCCCAGUUUGUGUCCCCACGGAUCAGCUCGGAAAUCCUUUACAGCUGGAGACACUGGGACAUCUUACUGUUCUGUUACCUUAGCACCCUGGCCUCGGCCAUCUUGUUGCACCACCUGUGGCCUCAUGCUGAGGAGGAAGGAGAUGGCCCUGAUGCCGUGUCGUCUGGUUCCGUGACUCGCUUGUUGAAACUCUUGUGGCCUUGCAAACUUAGGUUUCUAUUUGUGUUAAUAUUCCUGAUAAUUGGAUCGUGGGGGGAGAUGUCUCUGCCUUCCUACACUGGACGUAUGACAGACUGGAUCCUAAAUAAGGAGGACCCCUCGAUGUUCAAAAAUGCCAUCAUAGCUAUGAGUAUGAUCACCAUCUGCAGUGCAGUUUCUGAAUUCAUAUGUGACUAUAUCUACAACAAUACCAUGAGCUUGAUCCACAUCCAUACCCAGGGGCAGCUUCUACGCUCCGUCCUGAGGCAGGAAAUUGGGUUCUUUGAUUCUGUCCCCACAGGUGACAUCAUAUCUCGCGUUACCACCGAUAUCAAAGUCAUGAGUGAAUCUCUGAGCCACCAGUUAAGCCUGUUUAUUUGGUACUUCAUGAGGGCGGCCUUCCCCACGAUCUACAUGUUUAACUUGUCUCCAAAGCUGACAGUCUUUUCUGUGCUGUGCCUGUGCAUCAUCAUGAUUGCGCCACAAUUAUCGGGGACAUUUUUACAGAAACUAGGAGCGAAAAUCCAGGAAUCUUCUUCAAAAGCCAACCAGGUGGCUCUGCAGACUUUCUCCAACAUGAAGACGGUGCGGAGUUUUGCGAAUGAGGAGGGCGAGUGUCAGCGCUAUGAAAGUAUGUUGCAUGAUACCUACCAGCUCAACAAGAUGGAGGCUCUUGCCUAUGGGUGCACCAAUGUGGCCAACAGUUGUUUGGGUCUGGCUCUGAAAGUCUUAAUUCUGUACUUUGGUGGCCGUUUAGUGACGAAUGGAGAAGUCAGCGGAGGGGAACUGGUGUCUUUUGUCCUCUACCAAAUGAGUUUUACAUACGCUGUUGAGGUUCUGCUCAGAACAUACCCUGAGGUCAAGAAAGCUGCAGGGUCCUCAGAGAAGGUUUUUGAAUACAUGGACCGCACCCCACAGAUGCCGAUAUCAGGAUCUUAUGUCCCCACCAAUCUGCAGGGACACAUUGAGUUCCAGAAUGUGACGUUCUCGUACCCUAAAAACCCAGAUACCCCAGCCCUGCAGGGUCUGUCCUUCAGACUGUUUCCAGGUCAAGUGACUGCGCUGGUGGGUACCUGCGAUGCCGGAAAGUCUACGGUAGUGCAGCUGCUGCUACGGUUUUAUGAACCACAGAACGGAAAGAUAUUAAUGGACGGGAAACCAUUGGCAGAAUAUGACAACCAUUUCUACCGCAGCAAGGUAUCGGUGGUGAGCCAGGAGCCGACCCUCUCUUCCCGUUCUCUGCAGGACAAUAUUUCUUAUGGGAUGGAAAAUGUCCCGCUAAGCUCAGUCCAGGAAGCAGCCAAGGUGGCCUACACACAUGACUUCAUUACCAAGCUGGAUAAUGGCUAUCAGACAGAUGCUGGACAGAAAGGUGGGCUGCUCUCCGGGGGGCAGAAACAGAGGGUAGCAUUAGCAAGAGCCAUUCUAAGGGACCCAAAGGUCCUCAUCCUGGAUGAUGCCACCAGUUCUCUGGAUGUAGAGAGUGAGAAGAAGGUGCAGGGUGCGAUAUACGACAAUGCCCGGCAAAGGAGUGUCCUGCUCAUCUCCCACCGCAUGCACAGCGUGCAGAGGGCAGACCGCAUCCUGGUGCUAGAAGGGGGUCGGAUCGUAGAAGAGGGGACACAUGAACAGCUGAUUGCUCGGAAGGGCAGCUAUUGUAAACUCUGGAACAAUCAGAACACGAGUUACCAACGAGGGAACGGAGGAGGAGAGGAAACUCAGUGAUUAGCCUUUCAUGUAUUACUGUCCUGAUCUUGAGCCAAGCAGACCUGGCUUAAGAAUGAAUUGUGUGCCAGUGAUGGGCCGUAGGAACCCCUUUGUGUUUAAUUGGGCUUCUCUGUGACAUUCGAGAAAACAGGAUGUGAUGCAAGCAUCCCGCUAGUGUGCACAGCGUGUGAUGUCACACCCUCUAGUGUCACACUGGAGCCAUUCUAAAUACGAUGAGUGUCCCUGACCCUGAUAUGUAGGAUUUCAAUGCACCGUGAUGUGACCACAUUUCCUAUAUAUAUAUAUAUAUAUAUAUAUAUACAAUAUAUACGUCUUUACUAAUCGCCACAUUUAUGGUUGCUAAGGUCUAUAAUACUAAGGGGUACAAUUAAUAUUGGAGGUUACCUUUGUAUAGUAAACUGUAGCUUCUAUUUGCUUUUAUAUUUGCUAAUGUUUUCAUAAUGUAUGUAACGCAAUAAAAUGUUACUAUUUUGAUGUGUGCCUUUUUUUUCUUGUAUUAGGUUCCACUGGUAGACCAAUUUUCCAUGCUUAGGUCAGAAUAAGAACAAUUCAUAGACCUGGUCGAACCACAUAGUCUUCCCUUGAGCUUAUAUUUAACAUUCUACAUUUACAUGCUUGUUACAGAAGCCACUGAUAUCAUUAUGCACUUAUUUAUUGUAAAGUGUGACGAUGUAAUUAAAGAAAUAAAUAAUAAACCGUAUACAUAUGUUUGAAUUUUAAAUAAACUUUUCCGUCAAUAUCAAA
Messenger RNA from Spea bombifrons (plains spadefoot toad), 3027 nucleotides. RefSeq names its product antigen peptide transporter 1-like. NCBI's taxonomy places the organism in Eukaryota, Metazoa, Chordata, Amphibia, Anura, Pelobatidae. Bases 103 to 2280 code for a protein of 725 amino acids. Gene Ontology annotation, biological process: transmembrane transport. Gene Ontology annotation, cellular component: membrane. The record is from RefSeq and is a predicted model, not a curated record. The transcript is spliced from 12 exons. Gene Ontology annotation, molecular function: ATP binding; ABC-type oligopeptide transporter activity; ATP hydrolysis activity.